UGGAUAUCGCCAAGGCCGGACGCAAAGCGCAGCUCGAUCGUUUCGAACAUAAAGGCGAUUGUAAACAAUAAUAGUCGGCAUGUACGAGCAAAACAGCACAGAGUCCAAUCCUUUUACCAAUGCAGCUGAGGCGGCCUUGUGGACGUUGCAAGGACGUCAAGGGUCAGGGCCUGCCAAUUCGAGCGCCCGACUGGCCAAUGCCUCGCCCGCAGCGAUUCCCCAAAAUAUUUUCACCAAUCCCGCCAUACAACCAUCCAGUGUCAUAAACUUGUCCAACUCAACGGAUGUGGUAAUCGGACCAAUGACACAAUAUCAAGGCCCAGUAACAAUCUAUCAGUAUAUGGAUGCCACUGUCGAGGCACGUUCCGUCCAGGCCGGUGCUGGCAUCACAAGCAGUCGCAGCUCAAACACCACGAAUGUGAAGCAACGAUUGACGCGAAAUUCCCUGCUACUCAUCACACUCAUCGUCCUAGUGGUAGUGACGGCCUCAGUCAUACUCUAUGUGGAGCUGAGUCGGCACCGGGGGGCGCGGGCUGAAGGUGAUAGGCCCAUCUAUUUUGGCAACAACUACGAUCACGAUACAUUUCCAAAUCUAGGAAACGGUCAUCUGAUCAUAGAUCGGGAUCAGUGGGGCGCCUCGGAGCGCGCACGUCCCCUCACAGUGCCACUCCGAAAGCCCAUUCCCUAUGUCCUCAUCACGCACAUCGGCGUACAGUCGAUUCCCUGCGUCAAUGUCUACAAAUGUUCCAUCAAAAUGCGCACCAUACAAGACUCGGCCAUUGCGGAGAAGAACUUGCCCGACAUACAGUCGAAUUUUUACGUUUCCGAUGAGGGCAAUGUUUAUGUGGGUCGCGGCUGGGACUGGGCCAACACGUAUGCCAACGACACACUCGCCAUUACCUUCAUGGGCGAUUACGGGCGCUACGAGCCAAGUAAGAAACAGCUGGAAGGUGUACAGUUCUUGCUGGCUCACGCCGUGGCCAACAAGCAGCUCGAUGUGGGCUAUAAGCUGGUAGCGCACAAUCAGACAAGACCCUCCAAGAGUCCCGGCGCCAAUGUCUACCGUGAGAUUAGCAAAUGGCCGCACUUCUAUCUCUGUGGAACGGAAAAUACGCCAAAGUGUGGCAUUGAACUGGGAAUGAGUCCCUCCUCCUGGGACUCAAAAAUGUAAUCGUCACUAAGUCUACUCUUAUACAAUUGUGCAUAUUCUCUAAGAUUGUGUUUGUAUUUUUGUUAUGGCGCACAACUGUUUCAGAAUAGCAUUCGUUUUAUCGAAGAAGACUUAUCAUUAAAUUAAUUUUAAGAAUAAA
Molecule: messenger RNA, 1310 nt
Organism: Scaptodrosophila lebanonensis
Lineage: Eukaryota; Metazoa; Arthropoda; Insecta; Diptera; Drosophilidae
Gene: PGRP-LA
Product: peptidoglycan-recognition protein LA
Exons: 5
Coding region: 80-1171 (363 amino acids)
Biological process (GO): peptidoglycan catabolic process
Molecular function (GO): zinc ion binding; N-acetylmuramoyl-L-alanine amidase activity
Source: RefSeq, a predicted model, not a curated record